Dentiscutata erythropus is the source of this 492-nucleotide messenger RNA. NCBI's taxonomy places the organism in Eukaryota, Fungi, Glomeromycota, Glomeromycetes, Diversisporales, Gigasporaceae. The record is from the annotation of a GenBank genome assembly.
AUGUCGAAUAAACAAUAUCCUCAAAUGCAACAAAAUGUUUAUCAAGGGCAAAACAUUUAUCAAGGACAAAUGCAGCAGCAAACAACCUAUUAUCAACCUCAAUAUGUUAAUCAAGGGCAAAUGCAACACACAGCAGCUCAUCAAGCAGCUUAUCAAAAUACUUAUAAACCACCACCUCCAAUGGUCCCAUAUCAGUCCACUCCUCAAAUGCCAAAAAAAAAUGGACGAACGCAUUAUGUUGAAUACUCACGUGCUUUUGCCCUUGUGUCACUUAAAGCCAAAAUGUACAACGACAAUAGUUCGCUUGGUUACUGUUGUCUUUAUUUAGUUGCUAUGCAUCUUGGCAUGAAUUGUUUUGUUGGUUGUAUGAAUCGUGGAGCAAUUCGUGCAAGACAUAAUAUAGAUGGAAGCAGCCGUGGAGAUUGCUGUAUUCAUUCGUUCCGCUUAUAUAAUUGCGGAUUGGUUCAAGAAGCGCGCGAAGUUGGAGUUGAU